This is a messenger RNA of Pocillopora meandrina, 762 nucleotides long. NCBI's taxonomy places the organism in Eukaryota, Metazoa, Cnidaria, Anthozoa, Scleractinia, Pocilloporidae. The record is from the annotation of a GenBank genome assembly.
AUGAUUGGAAACUUUAUGUUGACCAAAGAUGAGAUCAUUCGUAUACUUGUUGGUCAAAGAGGGGAAAAAGGGGCUUACACCAAAAAAACUGCCGGAGGCGGAGGAGGUACAUUUGUAGUAACAGGAGACAAUAAGCCUUUGAUCAUAGCCGGAGGUGGAGGAGGAGUUUCAAAAAUGACAGAACAGUAUUCCGGAUGUGAUGCGUCCAUAAACACAACAGGGAAUGCAGGGUAUAACUCGCCAUUCCUGUCAGGAGGAAGUAACGGAAAUGGAGGACAAACUGAGAAACCGUACUCUGGUAUGUGAAGAAUUUCCUAUUCAUAACUACUGGAUUUUCUUUUUUGCAUCCAUCAGUAUUUCGAACAAAGAGGUGGUACAGGCCGCUCAAAUUUGGAAUUUUUUCAGAAUUACUAAAAGUCAUGAUCUGUUAAGUUGCUAAUGUCAACUGUAAAUCUCUUGAUUGUAGGUGGUGGUGGCGGCGGCUUUUACAGUAAUGGAGAAGAUUCAGAAAUUUCUCGUGGAGGGGGAAAGGGAGGUAAAGGACUUCUGGCCGGGGGAGAGGGGGGAGCAUAUCUGGGUGGGUUCGGAGGUGGGGGUGGUUAUCGUGUAAUCUAUAAAUUACCUGGGGGAGGUGGAGGAUACUCUGGGGAAGUGGAGGUGCGAAUAAAAAUAUUUCCUGUGGGGGAGGGGGAGGUUCUUUCAACAACGGAACAAAUCAGCAAAAUGAAUGUUGUUAUAAUACUGCUGGACAUGGUAGAGUGA